Molecule: messenger RNA, 360 nt
Organism: Temnothorax curvispinosus
Lineage: Eukaryota; Metazoa; Arthropoda; Insecta; Hymenoptera; Formicidae
Exons: 2
Coding region: 1-360 (119 amino acids)
Source: RefSeq, a predicted model, not a curated record
AUGCGUCCGGCGGACGUGACGCCCACCGUCGCCGAAAAACUGCUGCGCACGGCGUACAGUCGCGCGAAGAUAGCCGCGCCGGCGAAAUUUCGAGUCGGCGAUCCGGUGCGCGUGAGCAAAUUCAAAACGAUCUUCGAAAAAGGCUACACUCCCAAUUGGACCACCGAGAUCUUUCGCAUAGCCAAAGUAUUAGAAGCGAUAGCCGGAGGAUUCUACGAACACGAGUUGCUGCGCGUCUCCAAUCCCGACGUCUAUCUCGUGGAAAAAGUCCUGCGCAAGCGCGGCAAUCGAGCGUUCGUGAAGUGGCUGGGAAUGGACAGUUCGCACAAUUCGUGGAUAGAUAAGACGUCUGUAUUGUAA